AAAUGGAAACCCCCCAGAUUUGAAACUUCAGAGGAACCAUGCCGCCCCAGGACUCCUCCUCCAAACCCUAAAAUAUAGGACUAAGUCUCAUUCCCCACAAAACCGUGUCAAUUGAUCAGGUUUUAGCUUCAGUUCCUCUCAAAAACCCUAGACCAUUAUUUCCCUAUUGGACUUGGUCUCUCCUCUUCUGUUUAUCAUCAUUUACCCCUGUGUGUGAAAUAGAGAAUAAGAGAGGCAACCCUAAAUUCAAGAAAUCAUUUGAAAGCUGUAGACUUUGCCGCAGUAAGUUUAUUUCAGAGAUACAGAGAGAGAGAGAGAGAGAGAGAGAGAGAGAGAGAGGGAUGAAGAGGAAGAAUGAAGAAGAGGGUAAGCGUGAGGGGGUGAAGCAGAGGAGUGUGUGUGAUGCUUACGGUGGAGAUGGGGUGGCCUGGUUUAGGGGUGGAAUGAUAGGCCAAGGAAGUUUUGGGUCUGUUUAUUUGGCCAAUUCCAAGAAACCCAACUUCAAAUACGGCUGUUUUCCGCCUCUGAUGGCCGUGAAAUCGGCCGAGGUCUCUGUUUCCGGCACAAUUCAGAAGGAAAGAGAGGUUUUGAGCAACAUUGGAAUGCACCCAAAUAUAAUCAAGUGUUUUGGGGAAGAGAUCACCACGGGCGAAAAUGGUGAGAUGGUCUAUAAUUUGUUGCUGGAGUACGGGUCUGGGGGAACCCUAGCUGAUUUGAUCAGGAAAUCCGGUGGCUGCGGAUUGCCUGAGUCUCACGUGAAGCGCUACGCCAGGUCUGUUCUUCUAGGGCUCAAUCACAUUCAUGGGUGUGGUUACGUUCACUGCGAUUUGAAGCCGGAUAAUAUACUGCUUGUGCCUAAGAAUUGUGGUUUUGGUGGUACCGAAUUCAAGGCGAAGAUUGGAGAUUUUGGGUUGACGAAGAGGGUGAAGCAGAGUAAUAACAAGAAGAGGAAGGUGGAUCCGUUUUACUGGAGAGGUACUCCUAUGUAUCUAUCACCUGAAGUUGUGGUUGAUAAUGUACAAGAGCCUCCUUCUGAUAUUUGGGCUUUAGGGUGUAUUGUGCUUGAGAUGAUAACCGGAAAGCCUCCGUGGAUUGGAAAAGGAGAUUUGGAUGGGGAGGAGCUUCUUCGUCGGAUUGGCAAAGGUCACGAAUCGCCUAAAAUUCCGGAUAAGUUAUCAAAAGAGGGGAGGGAGUUUUUGAAGAGUUGUUUUUCGAGGAAGACAAUGUUUAGAUUGACGGCUGAGAUGUUGUUGAAUCACUCAUUCCUCGAAGGGUUAGUAGAUGAUGUUGAUGUAGUUGAGGAGGAAGAUGGGUUCUUAGAUGCGGGUGAUAUUGAUUCCUCGUUUGUGUUAUACGAGACUGAUGGUUCCUUGCUUUCUGAUGAUUGUGGCUUUGUGUAUGAAGAGGAAGUCUUCCUUUCUUCUUGGUUUGAAGAUGGGCAGGAGAUUGACAGUGGAGGGUUUUCCAGUUUUGGAAAAGAAGGAAUAUUGGAAGUUCAAGACAUUGCAGGCUCCACUGUAGUAGAUGAUUUGGUUGAUAUGUCAACACAGGUUCCGGUGAACACCAUGCAGCAGCGCGCCAUUGGUUUUACCAUUCCAGCCGGUGGUUAGCGGCCUACCAUAUGUUGGUUAGGGAAGUAUACUAUAGAUUCGCCGGCUGCCGAGAUUGUUGAGGUUGCACCGGUGUCUGUCUCUGGGAUAAUUCAGCAACAACAACAGCCUACAGAACAUCACCAUAGACUGCCAUGGCGAACCGAGCUUCGUCUAUCUCUUUCUCUCUCACACAGGAACAAUAUCAGCAUGCAGCUAUAAGGAGUUCGUGGAACUGGUGAAGAAUACCGAAACGAGAUGCUGAUUAUACAACCAAGGAGGCGACUAUCGAGCUGCACACCAGGAAUUGAAUUCUGAAACCGUUGGAAAUGAACUCUGCCCAUCAUUCCUGCAGAUGGUUAAGUCAUUAAAACCGUUCCUUGCCCAGCUUCCAGUUUUUUAAUGGUAAUGUAGAGUGUCCC
Molecule: messenger RNA, 2011 nt
Organism: Rhododendron vialii
Lineage: Eukaryota; Viridiplantae; Streptophyta; Magnoliopsida; Ericales; Ericaceae
Product: mitogen-activated protein kinase kinase kinase 20-like
Exons: 2
Coding region: 342-1610 (422 amino acids)
Biological process (GO): protein phosphorylation
Molecular function (GO): protein kinase activity; ATP binding
Source: RefSeq, a predicted model, not a curated record